AUGAAGGAGAAAAAAGAAAAGAAGAAAGAGAAAGAAAAGAAAGAAGAGAAGGAGGAAAAGGAAAUGAAAGAAGACAAGAAGGACGAAAAAAAGAAGAAGGAAAAGAAAGAGGAGAAGGAGGAAAAGGAAAUGAAAGAAGACAAGAAGAAUAAGGAAAAGAAGAGGAAAGAGAAGGAAAAAGAAGAGGAGGAUGAAAUGAAGGACAAAAAGAAGAAGAAGGAAAAGAAAGAGGAGAAAGAGGAAAAAGAAAUGAAAGAAGACAAGAAGGAUAAAGAAAAGAAGAAAGAGAAGAAGGACGACAAAGAGGAGAAGAAGGAGAAAGAAAAGAAGGACGACAAAGAGGAGAAGAAGGAGAAAGAAAAGAAAGACGACAAAGAAGAGAAGAAGAAGAAAGAAAAGAAAGACGACAAAGAAGAGAAGAAGGACAAAGAGGAAAAGAAAGACGACAAAGAGAAGAAGAAGGGCAAAGAAAAGAAAGAUGAUGAUGACAAAACAUCAACCUCUAAGCCAAUAAAAGUGACAGUGAGCAAAGACAAAGAAACAAGCACCAGUACCUCCAAAGAUAUGGAAAAAGCCACCAAGACCAUUUCUUUGAUCUACACAAUAACAAAGCGCCAAUAUAUUCGUCAAUCUAUCUCAGCAUUGCCCUCAGUUUCCGAAAUUACCUCGACCGUGAUAUCCUCACUCGACAAGAAAUUUGGACAAGAUGAAGCAGACACUACGAAAGCAAUUGAAGGGUAUCUGUCAAAACAAGGUGAGGGCUUAACGUUUAAUAUGAGCUCAGAAAUUGCCAAGAUAUCGUCAAAAUUGGCCUCAUGUAGCAUUGGUACUGUAAGCGUUUUACCAGUCGUACCCAAACCUCCCAAAUAUGUGCUAUCCCUGAAUUUACCUUCUACAAAAAGCAAAAAUGAUAUAAAGGAAAAAAAAGAUAAGAAAGAUAAAAAAGGCUCCAGUGACGAAAAAAAUAAAGAAAAUAAGAGCGGAAAGAAAGACAAGAUUAAGGAUGAGGAGAAACAUCCUACCAAAAAAAGUAAACUAACAACGAACGAAGAAGAACAUGGAAUGCUAGAUGUUUUCAACUUCCUCAAAAAAAUACCAGAAGAUGAGAUUAAAAAUGAUUCGGGGAAGGAAAAUGACCAGAGCCCGGCCGUUUUCGUAAGCGGCGCCUUAAAAACAGGAACGACAAAGGAUAAAAACGAGUUGAGCAAUAGGAAAGUCAAGUUUUGGGGGUUCGUACAAAAUCUUCUAGAUGAAUAAGUAAAUAUAGUUUGA
Vavraia culicis subsp. floridensis is the source of this 1272-nucleotide messenger RNA. RefSeq lists its product as uncharacterized. Lineage: Eukaryota; Fungi; Microsporidia; Pleistophoridae. Bases 1 to 1257 code for a protein of 418 amino acids. The record is from RefSeq and is a predicted model, not a curated record. The transcript has a single exon.